Messenger RNA from Pygocentrus nattereri (red-bellied piranha), 1792 nucleotides. It is a transcript of the gene txk, whose product is annotated as TXK tyrosine kinase. NCBI's taxonomy places the organism in Eukaryota, Metazoa, Chordata, Actinopteri, Characiformes, Serrasalmidae. The record is from RefSeq and is a predicted model, not a curated record. Gene Ontology annotation, biological process: peptidyl-tyrosine autophosphorylation; adaptive immune response; T cell receptor signaling pathway. Gene Ontology annotation, molecular function: ATP binding; non-membrane spanning protein tyrosine kinase activity; protein binding. The coding region runs from base 95 to 1630 and encodes 511 amino acids. The transcript has 15 exons.
ACACACAGGCACAUAGAGCUCGAGUCUCUGUAGACUGAAACACAUGUGUGUGCAGACAGUGGCUGGUUAGCGAGGAGCUUUGAACGCAGUGGAGAUGAUCCAAUCCAGUCAGUCCAUCUAUUCUAUCUUCUGCUGCUGUUGUGCUCUGGAGACCCGUACCAGUACUCAUGUGGAUCUGAACACCAGAAAUGGAGAGUAUAACAGGCAUCCAGGCUACACCAACAGAACAGAGCGCUCCAUGAAGAAGCUGCCCCAGCCUCCUCCAGAGGAUGAUGAUGAGGAGCAGAUGAAGGUUGUGGCUCUGUACGACUUCACAGCGAGUGAGAGUUCAGACCUGAACCUCAAGCAGGGAGAGGUGUACACCAUCCUGCACAAGCAGGACCAGCUGUGGUGGAGGGCUCAAGACAAGCUCGGGAAUAAGGGCUUCAUCCCCAGCAACUACGUCACAGGCGUAGACAACAUAGAGGCUAAUGAGUGGUACUGCAAGAACAUUAACAGGUCUGAAGCUGAAACCUUACUACGUCAGGAGAAUAAAGAUGGUGGCUUCAUUGUGAGAGAAUCCAGUCAGCCCAACAGCUACACCGUGUCUGUCUACUCUAAAGCACUGAGUCACUCAGUCACUGAGAGCCUGGGAGAGGUGAGGCACUACCAGAUAAAGCAAACAGACGGAGGGAAAUACUUCCUGGCUGAAAAUUAUGUGUUCGGCUCCAUCCCUGAUGUGAUCCGGUACCACCAGCACAACGCCGCAGGUCUGGUGUCAAGGCUGCGUUUUCCUGUUGGUCCGAUGAGGAAGUGUCUCCCUGCUACUGCGGGAUUCAGCUCAGAUAAGUGGGAAAUCAACCCGUCUGAGCUGACGUUUCUGAAUGAGCUGGGCAGUGGUCAGUUCGGAGUGGUCAAGAUGGGGAAGUGGAGAGCUCUGUGCCGAGUGGCCAUUAAGAUCAUCAACGAGGGAGCCAUGUCUGAGGAGGACUUCAUAGAGGAGGCCAAGAUCAUGACGAGGCUGUGUCACCCGAAGCUGGUGCAGCUGUACGGUGUGUGUACGGUACAGAGGCCAAUCUGCAUCGUGACGGAGCUGAUGGAGAAGGGCAGUCUGCACCACGUUCUGCAGCACAGCACCAGCACACUGCACAGUGUGAGGCUGCUGACCAUGUGCCAGGACGUGUGUGAGGGCAUGGAGUACCUGGAGAAAAACAACUUCAUCCACAGGGACCUGGCAGCGAGGAACUGUCUGGUGAAUGAGAGGAACAUUGUGAAAGUCUGUGACUUCGGCAUGACAAGGUACGUUCUGGACGACAAUUACACCAGUUCUAUGGGUUCUAAGUUCCCAGUGCGCUGGUCUCCGCCGGAGGUUCUGCACUACCAGAAAUACAGCAGCAAGUCUGACGUCUGGUCCUUCGGUGUGCUGAUGUGGGAGGUGUUCUCUGAAGGCCGCAUUCCUUUCGGGAGCAAGUCUAACGUGGACGUGGUGGAGGAGGUCACUCAGGGUGGACGACUCUACAAACCCCAAAAAUGUCCCACAAACAUCUACAACAUCAUGUUCCAGUGCUGGCACGAGAGGCCUCAGGGUCGGCCUUCCUUCUCCCAACUGCUCCAGAGAAUAAAAGAGGUGGCUGAGGAACAAACGACGUAGAGGAGAACAAACAACAAACAAACAAACAAACACCCUGGACUGCACAAACAGCACAACCUGCUCUUCAGCUUCAAACUCACCGUGGCCCAGAUGGACUUCGCCCUGUACAGACCGUGUCAAUAAUAAACGUGUAUAUUUUUGUAAUAAAACUGGCUCUGAAAG